GGCACUGCUGGGCAAGGCUGAAUGCACUCCAGCUGAGGUAUAGGUAGGUAUAGCUAUAUAAAUGUCUUGAGAUGUACGGUCACUUCUGCGACAGCAAAUGUAUCCCAUAUCUCUCUCAUAAUGUCUCAACCGCGAUCCCUCAAUGUCGACUUUACCAGCUGGACCGGCAAGCACCUGGAAGUCACCGAAGGGCUUCCCAACCAGCCCACCCCAAGCACUCUCGUCUACGCCGCCGACCUCAACUUCCGCAAACCGCAUAUGAUCUUCCAGGCCACCGGGAGCGCCAGACUGCCAGCCACGGUGAACUUCCACUCCUUCUCCCGCUCCAUCGAUGUCAUCGUCAACGGCCAUCAGAUCGCCUUCAAGCCGCGCGGGGUGUUCAAGUACGAAGCUUCCUUCCAGUCACCGGCUCUCAACGGCCGAGUCCUCACCUGGAAGAACCCUAAAUAUAUGAACCCGGCGUACUUGGAGUGCCGCGAUGAGCACGGCACCGUGGUCGCCACCUUCAUCCCGAAUCGGGGCUGGACAAUGACCAAGGCGGGUCGCCUCGAGCUCGACCCACGGUUACCGAGCGGUCCGGUCACCGAUGAAGUUGUGGUCACCGGCCUGGCCCUGGCCUACUAUAUCAUCGUCCAGACCAUUGCUGCUAGAGGGUCGUAGGCUGCAGCGGGUUGCAACCAUACCAUCCAUGCGCCCGGACGGCGCUUCCUCGCUUCUCAUCCCAGACCGCCUACUUCUCUCGGUAGCAUCCUCCAUUUAUGAUCGAUCAUAUGUCAUGCGUGUCUGUUUUUGAUGAUACCUCUGUAAUACUUCUU
Molecule: messenger RNA, 815 nt
Organism: Aspergillus aculeatinus CBS 121060
Lineage: Eukaryota; Fungi; Ascomycota; Eurotiomycetes; Eurotiales; Aspergillaceae
Exons: 1
Coding region: 121-660 (179 amino acids)
Source: RefSeq, a predicted model, not a curated record